Messenger RNA from Trypanosoma conorhini, 2856 nucleotides. RefSeq names its product putative serine/threonine protein kinase. The transcript has a single exon. The coding region runs from base 1 to 2856 and encodes 951 amino acids. Gene Ontology annotation, molecular function: ATP binding; protein serine/threonine kinase activity. Gene Ontology annotation, biological process: protein phosphorylation. The record is from RefSeq and is a predicted model, not a curated record. Lineage: Eukaryota; Euglenozoa; Kinetoplastea; Trypanosomatida; Trypanosomatidae. Gene Ontology annotation, cellular component: cytoplasm.
AUGCUGUUGGGUGCCUCGGAUCAUUCCCGCGGCGCGACGCUGCCUUGGUGUGCCGCACUUGUUGACAGGGUUGCAGAGUUUAGGUGGGGCGCUGCUGUCCCACUUGAGGCUCUCGGCGCGGCGCGGGGGCCGCCUGGCGUGCCUGUGGACUGCCCGCUGCUGCGGCUAACGCUGGACGCUGCCCGGGAGAUGUGUUCGGCUGCUGCUCGCGGUACGCAGCCCUCCGGUGGUCGUCGCUGGGCUGACAGCCGUCAAGCGUGCUCCCCGCGCGACGACGCCCACAACUGCCCCUUUGAUUUUCUCUGUCCCAUUGGCGGUGGCAGUUUCGGUACGGUGCUGCUUGUGCAGAGCCGAGUGUGCCCGACGCGCUUUUUUGCCGCGAAGAGUGUGACGCGUCUGCUUCGUCCCGCCGCGUGUGCCCCGGUGGGGCCGCGGGAUGGAGACGAGGCCACGUUGGCGGCCCUGCGUCAGGCGUUUUCUGGCAAGACGUCUGAAGUUGCGUCGAGCUUCCCUGCGCUUGGCGAGUUUCUCCGCGAGGCGCGCGUGGCCGCCGCCCUUCCGCCGCAUCCUCACAUUUCACGUUGCCACGGCGUGCUGCUGUCGCCGGGCGUCACAGCGAAGGCAGGAGAGUCGGCCUCGUCUGCCCUGCACCCCGCGUCAUCACAAACCGCCGUUGGUGCCCACCUGCUGAUGGAGCUGGGUGCCGGCGGUACGCUUGGGGAUUUGUUGCUGCGGCACACGUGCCACAUUGCGGAGGAGCACCUGGUGUGCUGGCUUGGGCAGUUGCUGCGGGGUCUGGCGUGCCUGCACAAGGGGGGAGUGAUCCACCGCGACAUCAAGCCGUCGAAUAUCCUUGUGCGUCGAGCUGCCUCCGCGGCGUGGGAGAGCGACACCGAGUUGUUUUUCGUGGACUUUGGCAUCUCUGCCUUGGUCGCGGACGCAAACUGCGCGACGGAGCGGACAGUGAUGGGGUCGGGCGUGUACUGCCCGCCCGAGAUUGCGCGGUACUGGGGCUACCGCAGGCGAUGCGCUUGUUCCUGCGCCUCCGAUGUGUGGAGCACUGCGGCGCUCUUUUACGUGUUUCUCACAUGUGGUGCGGCGAGCAUGGACGACGGCAUGGCCGCUGUUUUUUCGACCAGUUCCUCUCCGGCUGCCGACGCGGCAACGACGGCGCAGUUCCGGGUGGCGCGCGGCGAGUAUCCGCCGCUGGCGGUGCUGAUGCGGGUGCCGCUGUUGGACGACGACGCCCUCCGUCUCGCCCAGGAGCGGCUCGCGGCGCGGCGUGCGGGUGCCGCUGGCGCGGGCGGCGCCGACGGGGGGCUGGGGCCAGGCGCCUACACUGAGUACACGACGGCGGCGGAGGAGGGCACAAGUGCUGGUGGGCGGAAGGGUCCCGGUGGGUGGCCUGCCUGGGCCUCUUCCCCGGGCGUCCAGCUGAUGGCGAGGCGCCUGCGGGUGCGAGAGCUCUCGCCGGAGUUUCUGGGCCUCAUCGACUCCAUGAUGGCGCCGGACCCCGCGGAGCGCCCCACGGCGGAGGCGGUGCUGCUGGACUCGCCCGUGUUUGGGAUGCGGUUGCCGUGGUGGGAGAAGGUGGUGGAGCAGGCCAUGCGGCGCGUCGUGGGAGGCGUAGAGAAUGUGCUGCUGGACGUGUGCGUCGGCGAUAGCGACGAGGAGGAGGAGGAGGACGAGGAGGAGGCGGCGCUUGUGCGGCGCACCAUGGCGCCCCUCGUUUCGCCUGCGGAGAACCACGGCUACGCCCCGCAUGGCGUUGUCCACUGGUGGGCUGUGGAUCUUACCGGCGGCGAGCCGGACCACACGAAGUGGCUGCCGCCCACCUCGCUGCUCGCGGCUCUCCUCACGACGUUGCGGGGGCUCACGGGGUUUGAGGCGACGGGCGAUGCGCCGGGCCGCGUGCGCCGCGAGGUGACGCUGUACACCGCCACCUCGCUGCGGUUUCUUGAGCGUGUGUGUGUGCCUGUCCGCGACGCCGACCUUUCCACCAGACGCGUCGAAGACGGGCCUCUUUUCGGGGAGCUCGAGGCGCGUGGCUUGGGCACGGACUUCGUCGUUCAUGUGCAGGCGAGGCUGCGCGCAGUUGCUAGGGCGGGGCAGGUGCUGAUGCGGAACGGCUGGUCCGAGGAGGAGGAUUUGGCGGACGCGGAGGAAAUGGCGCGGCGUGCCACGGAGGCGCUGGUGGCCACGACGGAGGAGUGGCUUCGCCACCGUGAGGCGGUCACCGGCGUGGCGGCUCUCCGCGUGCUGCCGUGGGUGAGCUGGCACCUCGACGGCGAAGCCGGUGGCACGGGCGGAGACGCGCCGCACUGCUUCACUGUGGAGUACGUGGCUGCCGGGCCGCGCGACGGCCAAUCACAACCGGCGGUGUGCGAAAGUAACGUCACGGGGGACGUCGCUGCGGUUUUCCGCGACUGGCGGGCCAACUUGACGGAGGCUCUGCACCGACUGUCCUGCGAGGUCCACGCCGCUGCCGCGGAUGAUGUGAGGGACGGCGAGGCGCCGCCUGUUCGGUGCGGCGGCCGCGCGUGGGAGCAGAGCUUUAGGGCGGUGCUGGGGGCUCUCGAGGCUGCAGAAUCGGAGCUGGUGGAGCGGCAGAAGCGGAACGAGGCGCAUCAUGGGCUACUGCGGGGUCACGUGGUCCCCUGGCUCAGCACGAGGCCAGCACCCUCCGUGGAGCGAUGCGUGGAGACUCUUCGCGGCGUGCGUGGCGGCGCACACGCCGCCUCACAACUGGUACAGGAGUGGAUUUUAACUGCCAUCUUCACAACCGAGGGCGCCAUGGCGCUGAUGCCGGGCCGACGCCUCAGCGGCGAAACGGAUCCUUCCCGUGAUCUUGCUUGA